AUGGGCGAGCAUAAUCUCCUUAAUCCUGGGUUUGUGGGACCUUUGGUGAACAUCCACACGGGAGACACCUUCUACUUCCCCAAUUUCAGAGCUUCCGGAGGACAGCUGCCUGGCUUGCCGUCUCUCUCCUACCCGAGAAGGGACAAUGUUUGUUCUUUGCCCUGGGCAUCCACAGAGCCCUGCAACGGAUAUCCCCAGCCCUAUCUCAGCAGCCCCGUGUCCAUUAACCCUUCUUUCAGCAGAGCGUGCGACCUAGCUAGAGUGGAGGAGAGUAAAUGCUACUACAGGGAGGCUUGCUCCGAGACUGCCAGCCUCAAGAGGGAGGAAAGGGUCAGGGACAAUGCUUUGAUGCCACUUGAACCUGGGAUUCCCAAUGGAAUGAGCGGUAAUUUCAGCAAAUAUGACUAUCCGGCUGCUGAGACUGUGUCCCACGAUCCCCCUUCUUGUCAGUCCUUGGAGUCAGACUCCAGCUCAUCCUUACUCAAUGAAGGGAAUAAGGGCUCGUCCAGCGAACCAACUACAAUGGUCUCGCCUAUCAACCAAGGAAGCAAUCUGACCACCGGUGGUGCUCCUUGGUACCCGAUGCAUACAAGGUCCCGGAAAAAGCGAAAGCCUUAUUCCAAGCUCCAGCUAGCAGAGCUGGAAGGGGAGUUUAUGGUCAACGAAUUCAUUACCCGCCAAAGAAGGAGGGAGCUCUCAGACCGAUUAAACCUAAGUGAUCAGCAGGUGAAGAUCUGGUUCCAGAACCGACGCAUGAAAAAGAAAAGACUGCUUCUGAGGGAGCAAGCUCUUUCUUUCUUUUAA
Molecule: messenger RNA, 804 nt
Organism: Caretta caretta (loggerhead turtle)
Lineage: Eukaryota; Metazoa; Chordata; Testudines; Cheloniidae
Gene: HOXC12
Product: homeobox C12
Biological process (GO): regulation of DNA-templated transcription
Molecular function (GO): DNA-binding transcription factor activity, RNA polymerase II-specific; sequence-specific double-stranded DNA binding
Source: RefSeq, a predicted model, not a curated record